GACCCCAGCUGAGUGUGGUUUGCCAUUAUUGAGUCUUGACUCUUUGAGUGUGUGGAAUCCUGGUGGCCAAUUAGAAACCAGUUAAGUGUUGUGGGACAGAACUUUUGUUAGAGGCCUACCUUUGAUGGCACCCAUGGGUUGGUGGGGAGCAACAAUUAUCCCCCUUAGACCUGGUUGGUCACACUCACCGAAGGGACUGACCCCUAGGAGGCUGUUUGGAGUAUGUAUCCUCCACCCCCAAGGUGUGAGUUAGUUCACUGGACAGGUGUCCUAAAUGUCACCUGUGUGUGUGUGUGUGUGUGUGUGUCUUUACUUGCUUGCUUCUCCACUAGAGCUACUGGGAAAGACAGAUUUCUCACUGGGGAUGGCUGGCAGAGCUUAAAUCGAGCUGUUGGAGACCACCCAUACCUCCAUUUGGGGGCAGUGUGCCUAAUGCCAGCGUCUGAAACGCCUGGAACCAACUGUGGCAGAAGCUAGUUUAGUUCCGGGCUCCCUGGCUUUAUGUGUCCUUUCCCCUUGGCCUUCAGUUUAUUUAAGAUCCUGGCUCUCAGAGCCGUUACUGUCCCAGUUGACAUGGCGGGAGGUGCUUCGGGGAGUUCACCCUUAAUGCCAUAGAGAAGUUGAAGCAGAAAUAGUAGAAAGGCGAGCACAACCAGUGUCAAAUGAAGAUGGAGCCGGCUCUAGGCAGUAUCCGUUCCCUUGGGAUGAGCAUGCCCAUGGAACAGGAGCAGUUUAGCGCUCAGGGAGGUCUGUGAGGCUUCUCGGUAGGUCGCUCGCGGCCCCGGGUGAAGCAGGCCCGCGCCGGCCGGCGCCAUGGAAAGGAGCGGGAACCACAGUUGCCCCCCGCCGGCAUGCGCGCCUAUUGAGCCCCGCCGCAGGCAGCCCCCGGCCGCAGGUCCCCGAGUGACACUGGCGGCACCUGGGAGCGUGGCGCGGCCCCGGGGCCACGCCGAGGAGCCCAGCGUCCAGUAAAGCUGCCGAGGACCUGCCGCUUGUGCCGCAGCCAUGGUGAUGUCCCAGGGCACCUACACGUUCCUCACGUGCUUCGCCGGCUUCUGGCUCAUCUGGGGUCUCAUCGUCCUGCUCUGCUGCUUCUGCAGCUUCCUGCGCCGCCGCCUCAAACGGCGCCAGGAGGAGCGACUGAGGGAGCAGAACCUGCGUGCCCUGGAGCUGGAGCCCCUCGAGCUUGAGGGCAGCCUGGCUGGAAGUCCUCCCGGCCUGGCGCCGCCGCCGCCACCGCACCGCAGCCGUCUGGAGGCGCCUGUGCACGCGCACUCGCACGUGCACGUGCACCCGCUGCUGCACCACGGGCCGGCGCCGCCGCACGCGCACCCGCACCCACACCAUCACGCACUGCCGCACCCACCGCCGCCGCACCUCGCCGUGCCGCCCCGGCCCUGGAGCUAUCCGCGCCAAGCGGAAUCGGACAUGUCUAAGCCGCCGUGCUACGAGGAGGCGGUGCUGAUGGCCGAGCCGCCACCGCCCUACAGCGAGGUGCUCACGGACACUCGCGGCCUCUACCGCAAGAUCGUCACGCCCUUUCUGAGCCGCCGCGACAGCGCGGAGAAGCAGGAGCAGCCGCCUCCGAGUUACAAGCCUCUCUUCCUGGACCGGGGCUAUACCUCGGCGCUGCAUCUUCCCAGCGCCCCGCGUCCCGCCGCCCCCUGCCCUGCCCUCUGUCUGCAGGCGGACCGCAGCCGCCGGGUCUUCCCCAGCUGGACCGACUCAGAGCUCAGCAGCCGAGAGCCCCUGGAGCACGGAGCUUGGCGCCUGCCCGUCUCCAUCCCCUUGUUCGGGAGGACUACAGCCGUAUAGAGGGGCGCCCGGCGUCCCGAGCCCCACGGGCGAACUCCUAGCCUGACUGCGAGGCUUUUUAAAUGCUUCCCUUGGACUGCAGGGAGGGGUGGGGGGAGGGAGGGAUUUCUUACCCUGUUUGUUACAUUUUGAGGAUAAUAAAGGUGUGUGAUCUGCUUUGGUACAA
This is a messenger RNA of Mus pahari (shrew mouse), 1981 nucleotides long. RefSeq names its product proline rich 7, synaptic (gene Prr7). The record is from RefSeq and is a predicted model, not a curated record. Bases 1006 to 1815 code for a protein of 269 amino acids. The transcript has 3 exons. NCBI's taxonomy places the organism in Eukaryota, Metazoa, Chordata, Mammalia, Rodentia, Muridae.